CCGCCAGGACGUGUGGAUGUCUACUCACCGAGCCUCAUGGGAUCCCUGGGGUGCUGGUGUGUGUCCUUUCAGGAGGCGGUGACAUUUGGCGAUGUGGCUGUGCACUUCUCUCGGGAGGAGUGGCAGUGUUUGGACCCUGGCCAGAGGGCUCUCUACAGGGAGGUGAUGUUGGAGAACCACAGCAGUGUGGCUGGACUAGCAGGAUUCCUGGUCUUCAAGCCUGAGCUGAUCUCCCGGCUGGAGCAGGGACAGGAGCCAUGGGUCCUUGACCUGCAGGGAGCGGAGGGGACAGAGGCGCCAAAGACCCCCCUGACAGAUUCUACAGUUAGGACUGAAAAUGGCCAGGCCUGUAAGGUCACAGACUCUCUAAAAUCAGAACUCCAUGGGAUGAGGGUCAGAAUCCCCUCACAGGAUUUUCCUCAGAGUCCUGGCUUUGGAGACACUUCUGAUUCUGAGGUCUGGUCAGAGAGUCAUCUGAGUAGCCCUAGGCUGCGAGUAAUGGGCUCCCUCUUCCAGAAAAACGGUUUAAACAAGGGGGCUGUGGCCCACAAGGUCUUCACCAAGGAUGCUGCCCAGGGACGUAGGGAGCUGGGGGCCAGUGGCCUGGAUUGUCAGCCUGGUAAAAGUGAGAGAGAGAGUGCAGAAGGGGCCUCCCAGAGAUGCGAGGUGUGUGGCAGAGGCUUCAGACUCACCUCAGACAUCGCCCAGCGUUGGGAAGCUGAUGGGCAGAAGAGACCUGACAGAUGUCAGGAAUGCCAAGGACAGUUGCCUGCCCGCCUGCAGGGGAAGCUGCCAGGUAACUGCCGUGGAGAGAAGCCAUAUGCGUGUGCAGAGUGUGGGAAAGUCUUCAGGCUGUGUUCACAGCUUAAUCAGCAUCAGAGAAUCCACACUGGUGAGAAACCGUUCAAGUGCAUCGAGUGUGGAAAAGCCUUCCGCCUGAGCUCAAAACUUAUUCAGCAUCAAAGAAUUCAUACUGGAGAGAAGCCCUACAGGUGUGAGGAAUGUGGGAAAGCCUUUGGCCAGAGCUCAAGCCUCAUCCACCAUCAGAGAACCCACACUGGAGAGAGACCCUAUGGUUGUCGUGAGUGUGGGAAAGCCUUCAGUCAGCAGUCACAACUGGUCAGACACCAGAGGACACACACCGGAGAGAGGCCCUACCCCUGCAAGGAGUGUGGGAAGGCCUUCAGCCAGAGUUCAACUCUAGCACAGCAUCAGAGGAUGCACGCUGGGGAGAAAUCUCAAAUCCCAAGAGCCUCAGACAGUCUGAGCCUUGUUGCACAUCAGAGGAUUCAUGCUGUAGAGAAGCCCUUUAAGUGUGAUGAGUGUGGGAAAGCCUUUAGAUGGGUCUCGCGCCUUAGUCAGCAUCAACUGAUUCACACCGGAGAGAAACCUUACAAAUGCAACAAGUGUACAAAAGCCUUCGGCUGCAGCUCACGGCUUAUUCGCCAUCAGAGAACUCACACUGGAGAAAAACCAUUUAAAUGUGAUGAGUGUGGGAAAGGCUUUGUGCAGGGCUCACACCUCAUUCAGCAUCAGCGAAUCCACACCGGAGAGAAACCUUACGUGUGUAACGACUGUGGAAAAGCCUUUAGCCAGAGCUCCAGCCUUAUUUACCACCAGAGAAUCCAUAAGGGAGAGAAGCCUUACGAGUGCCUCCAGUGUGGAAAGGCCUUCAGCAUGAGCACACAGCUCACCAUCCAUCAGCGGGUGCACACUGGAGAGAGGCCCUACAAGUGCAGUGAGUGUGGGAAAGCCUUCAGCCAGAACUCCACGCUCUUCCAGCACCAGAUCAUCCACGCAGGUGUGAAGCCCUACGAGUGCAGCGAGUGUGGGAAGGCCUUCAGCCGCAGCUCGUACCUCAUUGAACACCAGAGAAUUCACACCAGAGCCCAGUGGUACUAUGAGUACGGGAGUACCCUGGAAGGAGCUCCCUUUGUGAGCCGUAAGAAAGUUAACACCAUAAAGAAACUGCAUCAGUGUGACGACUGUGAGAAGAUAUUCAGGUGGCGCUCACACCUCAUCAUCCAUCAGAGGAUUCACACUGGAGAGAAGCCUUAUAAGUGUAACAACUGUGGCAAAGCUUUUAAUCGGAGCUCAAGGCUCACUCAGCAUCAGAAAAUUCACACGGGAUAGACUGUCGAUUUAUAGAUGUGGAUAAACCUACAGCCUUAACUUAGUUACUUUAUAUGAGAUCAUUUAUAUUGAUGAGAAAUUUAGAAUGUUGGGAAAGAUUCAGAAUUGCUCUCUUAAGAAAGAGUAUCCAACUUCAUACAAAAUGUUUAUUUGCUGGAAUGUUUGACCUUAACCCAUUCAAUAAAGCCAGUGUCCCUCGCA
Galeopterus variegatus (Sunda flying lemur) is the source of this 2334-nucleotide messenger RNA. RefSeq names its product zinc finger protein 7 (gene ZNF7). Gene Ontology annotation, molecular function: DNA-binding transcription factor activity; RNA polymerase II cis-regulatory region sequence-specific DNA binding. The transcript has 4 exons. Bases 37 to 2133 code for a protein of 698 amino acids. The record is from RefSeq and is a predicted model, not a curated record. Gene Ontology annotation, biological process: regulation of transcription by RNA polymerase II. Lineage: Eukaryota; Metazoa; Chordata; Mammalia; Dermoptera; Cynocephalidae.